CCAGGCUCUCUCAGUUUCGCUUCUGCUUUUGCCAGGUUCGGUGCCGCGCCAUGAUCGACUGACUUACUCCGUCUGCCACACCAACCCUUUGCCCCGCGACUCCAUCGGCCGCUUCUCUCCCUUUUUCCAUUGGUGUGCGCGAUGAGAGCAGUCAGAUGACGACCAAGGUGCCGAUCGACGAGGAGGAUGGCCUCCUGCCCAUGCGUGCUGCCCCGGUUUGCGUUAUGGUCGGCGGCGCCGGCACCCGUCUCCUGGCCCCCGAAGAGGGUGAGGACGUCAGCAUCGAGUCCAGUCUGGACUCCAGCUUGGAGUCCACGACCAUCACGUCGUCGCCGGCGCCCUCGCUCCGCUCGGCGGGCUCCCUCGACAAAGGACCGCACAAGGGAUUCUCCAAAUGCUUGUGCUGGUUGUUCGGAGUCGGAAUCACCUUCUUCCUAAUCGGCUCGCUCGCCAUCAUCUUCCCGCCAUUCGACGUGCUCAUGAACGAGAGGCUGCGUAUGCUACGAGGCUUUCCGGCCUUUGAGUGGUGGGUUGAGCCGCCAGAUGAAGUCUUCCUCCGCCUCUAUAUCUUCAACAUCACCAACAAGGACGAAUUCCUCGCUGGCAAGCAAAAACUCAGGUUGCAGGAGGUCGGCCCUUGGAUUUUCAGGGAACGUCUGCGUCACACGGACGUCUUUUUUAACGACAACGGCACCAUGACCUACACAGCACACCGCAGCGCCGAAUUCCUGCCAGAACUGUCCGGCAAUCUCAGCAUGGACACGAUGCUAGUGUUACCAAAUCUCGGCGUCCUGGGAGUUGCCUCGUACAUGUGGGACGCGUCUUUCUUCACCAAACUGGGCAUCAACAUGAUGAUGAUGAACUACAACUCACAGCCGAUUGUCACGAUGCGUGCCGGCGACUACAUGUGGAAUAACACGGACCCCAUGUUCAGCAUGGCAGGCAACAUCAUGCCUGACUUGGUGCCCACCACCAACCUCGGCAUCCUACAUAUCAUUUACGAGCACUUCAGCGACGAGGUGACGGUCUACACGGGUCUGCAAAACAGCCGCCGCUUCUUCCUGAUCGACAAGUUCCGCGGCUCGCAUCGUCUCGGCCUUUGGGACGGCGAGUACUGCGAUUCGGUCUACGGCGCCAGCGAAGGCGUCUCUUACCCUCAGUUCCUCACGCGCAACGACAGCCUCCUGUACUUGCGCAAGACCAUCUGCAGAGCGACGCCGUUGUAUUACGAGCGCGACGAGAUGCGUUACAACAUGAACGGACUGCGCUUUGAGCUACCGUCCAACUUGUACGCCUCCCCAGACGAGGUGCCCGAGAAUAAGUGCUUCCGCCGCAGGGGCGACUUCAGUCCCCAGCUGCCAUCGGGGGCCACGGAUAUCUCGCCGUGCUUUUACAAUUUCCCGCUGGCCGCCUCGUUCCCGCACUUCAUGCACGCGUCCCCAGAACUGAGCAAGAACGUCGAGGGACUCAAGCCGGACCCCAAGAGGCACGGCAGCUACGUCAUAGUGGAACCAACCACUGGCGUGCCCAUGGAGAGCAGCGCCCGCAGUCAGUCCAAUCUGGUGGUGCGUCCUCUGCACGGCUUCUCCAAAGUUCAAGCCUUCAGCAACAUGACUAUCCCCAUGUUUUGGGCUGAAUACACACAAGUUGGGUUGCCGUGGUACAUCCGUUGGCUGAUGUACCUGGUGGUGGAGAUCAUCCAGCCAAGCCAGCAGCCGGUGGCGUACUGCCUUGUAACGGCCGGUAUGUCCAUACUGCUGGCGGCCUUCUUCGGCUGGACGUGCUCGCGCAACCAGUACCGGGAGCUAGGCGGCGCUGGCUCAACGCCGCGCUCCAGCUCCUACAGCUCGCUCAACCUGCUGCCCUCGUCCAAGAGCAGCCAAAUCUCGUUCCAGCCGAAAGCUGACAAGCUGAUGCAUAUGUGAUAAUAAAUCUACCCUUAUUCUUGCUACGGAAAAUAGGAAAAAUUCUACGUCUCAAACGUGCCUGCUGUCUGCCAGACUGAAAAAGGAGAGGACUCGAGUUGCUCGAGCAAGUGAGAUUGCGUGUGUCUGUGUGUUUCAACUGCACCCGGCCCAAUUGCACCGCUCAUUCAAAUCUCGUGUGGCAUUAAAUAGUUAGCUAUUUGCGUAAACGUUAAGUUGCGAGAAGCCGCCAACGGAUAAUCCUGUAGCCGUGAAUUCUAGACGAGAGAAACUUUCAUUUUGGCAUACGGAAAAAAUAAAUAUGCGUAGAAACGACAACGUAUUUUCUGUUUUGCAUCGGUUCCAUCGCGAUGAGCUAAAUCAAUUUUAGAUUUCAGUCAAUAAAAUGGAUGUUUCACUCUGGAAUCCACAGAAAAAGGGCAUUAAUUAGUGUUAGUGCCUCAACACUGUCAAUGGCUGUGGACACUUAACUUUUAACGCAAAUAAGAAAUAUUUUACAUUUAAUGUCUUGUGAGUGGUACGUUAGAUUUUAAAUUAUAUCUUUUUAUUGCGCAAAAUAUUUUUCUACAGCAAAAGGCCGGAGUGCAGACAGUGGACUUUUUAUACGUCACUUUAAUUUAUGAAAAACGACAUUUUUGCCAUGCUCAAAGAUAUAUCCAAACAAUUUGUACUAUUUUUUUAUUCCUGCAAUCAUAUGACUGACUGUGUCAUCCCAGUGAAGCCCCUUCUCCUUUACCCCCAAUCCACGCAACCAGUCUUAUUGUGAUCAACUUAGUAACGUCUUGCCUUUUGAUUUACUUUGAAGGGCGUAGUUCAUCUGUCAGAAACCUGCAUCAGGUUUUGCAAAGCGGGCAACCAUACGUAGCUAUAGGUAUAUUUAUUAAUCGUUUGUGCAUUUAUUUUAUAUUUUUAUUGUGUAUUUGUUAUCCCCCAUAGAGAUAUCAAUGUAACUCUUUAAUCGACAAAUAAUAAAAAGAAUCAGACCCCAAACAGAA
Cloeon dipterum is the source of this 2920-nucleotide messenger RNA. RefSeq names its product scavenger receptor class B member 1-like. The record is from RefSeq and is a predicted model, not a curated record. Gene Ontology annotation, cellular component: cytoplasm; membrane. Lineage: Eukaryota; Metazoa; Arthropoda; Insecta; Ephemeroptera; Baetidae. Bases 156 to 1925 code for a protein of 589 amino acids. Gene Ontology annotation, molecular function: scavenger receptor activity. The transcript has 11 exons.